Suricata suricatta (meerkat) is the source of this 1324-nucleotide messenger RNA. Its product is annotated as translation initiation factor IF-2-like. The transcript has 4 exons. The coding region runs from base 225 to 686 and encodes 153 amino acids. NCBI's taxonomy places the organism in Eukaryota, Metazoa, Chordata, Mammalia, Carnivora, Herpestidae. The record is from RefSeq and is a predicted model, not a curated record.
GGGAUGAAAUUUGCUGCCUUAUUUGGGCCGAGACAUAACCACUGUUGGUCUCCCCUUGGCACGGCCGUUGUUCAAGGCCAAGUUUUCCAGAGACUGGAAGCCCCUCGUAUCAUACCCAGCAGGCCUGUCACCUCAGGAAGUGCCACAUUAUUUAUUGUUUUAGGACAACACUUACUACUAGAAGCUGAUGAAUUAAGGAGUAGCAGCUGGUAUCAACUGAGGAGAUGAACAAGUCACUAAAAUCCUCAUCCAGUAGGAAAGCCCAGAGUCUGGAGAAAUUCAGCAAUUCUCCCGAUGCAUGUGCCCAGGGGUCUUGGAGCUCACCCCGCCAAGCUCACAGAACACAGACCCCGAGGAAGGGGCAGGCCGGUGGCCCAAGUUUAGCUCAGGACAAAGAACCCACAGGAGAUGUUCCAUCGGCAGAGACCCUACAGCUCGGCAGCCAUCCUUCAAAGGGGAACCUGUUAGCCAGCCCUUCUUCCACUGCCUCUGCUGCCUCUAGCUCUGCUGCCCACACCAUUCCAUACUGUUCACCGGAGCAGCUCACACCGCGGCCGAACUCCCCGCUCCAGCCCUCCCCCUGCGGACCUGUACCUCGUGGGGAGGCGGAGCUGCAAGGUUCCGUCCCGCCCACCUCCUUCCGGUUCGUUCGUCCACUUCCUCCACUUCCUCCACCAGCCACUUAAUGCUGAAUGCCAGACCUACUUUCAACCCAUCAACUCUUUUGUGAGCGUCCAGUUAUCUAACCCGAGGCGCGUCUACACGGACACCACCAGCCUCUGAAAGCUGAGAGGAGCACAGUCAAGGGACACGGCGGUGCCCACACGCAGCGCCUUCCGAGCCACACAACAGAGCUGCACCAGCAUCAUCCUGGGAAUGGAGGGAGGGUUCCCUCAUGAGGAAAUGGCUGAGGCUUUCUUAAGUGAAAAAGCCAGUGCUGGGGACACGCCGUUUAUAUAAUUAAUUAUGGGCGAAUGGACAUAGAACAUGGAGACGUGAAGUCCGGGAUGUAAUGGACCCUAGAAUACCUCCCCCCCCUCCCCCCAGCUUAAAAAUGUUGCUUUCCGGAAGAAAAAGUCUUCCCUAAACAGUAAGCUUUUAGAUUUCAAAAAUAGUAACAUAUUUUUAAAUACUUUAAGUACUUACUAUGGACUUUUUUCUAAGAAAUUACAUUUAAAGUAUAAUUGCCACUUACUAACAUUACCAUGUCAUAUAAAACAGGUAACAACAUAAUUUCAGAAUAAGGGACAGAUACAAGUAGUUUUAAAAAAGGAGUCUAGGAGUGGUUGGGUGGCUCUGUUGGCUAAGCGUCUGACUCUUGAUU